AUGUCUGCCAUCGCCGAGACUGAGGUCAGUUUUCCGCCAAGCUCUGUCGCAGUCAUCAAGCCACACCCACACAGCCACGGACAAAGGGUGAGGCUUUCUGCGAUCGAUCAAAUUGCGCCUAGAGACUACAUGUCAAUAUGCCUAUUCUUCCCACUGGGCCCAGAUGCAGAUAAGAGACGAAUCUUCACUCUCCUCCAGGAAUCCCUCUUGAGGAUCGUGGAUGACAUGCCGGAGCUUGCGUGCUGCGUGCAGAAACACACCGGUAACGGCCGAGAGGAAGUUGAGCUCGUGUUCGACUCCAGCAAGGGUGUUGAAAUCCAUUACAAAGAUUAUACCUCACCUGAGCUCUGUGACCUGUGGAAAUUUGGCACGUUCUACCAACUCGAGCAGGAACACUUCCCUCUCAAUAAGUUGCCCAGGCACAUCGUUUUCGGAACGUCGGCCAAGCUGGCGGACAACGUGAAACUUCCAUCACUGGUUGUACAAACCAGUUUCAUACCUGGAGGAAUGAUUCUUGGAAGCUGCCUACAUCAUGUGGCUGGUGAUGGCCAGUGUAACUUCAUGUUAUUCUCUGCGAUAGGCGCUCACUUUUCUGCUGUGGCCGAUGGACUAGACAGCAAACCUAUCUCACAAAUCCAUCUUCGAGAGAGGAGUGGUGUUGUCGAGGGGGAUAAGAAUGUUAAGCUCGAGGAAUUCCCACAUUGGAAGCUUGCGGAGGAAAAUACCGAAUUCCUCAAUCCAACGGCGUACUCGGCCAAUGAUCCCACAUUCGAAUAUGCUACGUACUUCAUCUCGGGAGAAAAUCUUGCCCUGCUCAGAACCCGCAUCUCGAAUAAUUGUUCCGGAACCAAGCUCAGCACGGUCGAAUCCUUGGGCGCCUUCAUCUGGCGUCACAUCAUCGUGGCCAGGAAUAUCGAUCCUCGGGUGUAUCCCGAGGCAAAGCUUUCCAUUGCCAUUGAUGCCAGAGGCCGUACGAAAAAUCCCUACAUCCCGUCCAACUAUUGGGGAAACUUUGCGGAGCCAAACGCAGUGGCCAGGCUACCCGUUGCCCGUCUUCAGGAAGGCAUAUCAUCAUCCUUGACACCGAAACAACUUGGGAAUAAGCUCUACCCGGAGGCGGCGCUCCGCAUUCAAAGAGCGAUAGCUGCGGUAGAUGAUAAGGCAGUCAGGCGUCUUGUCGGUCUCCUCAAUCAGAUGCCCAAAAGUACGACAUUGACGUGGAACGUCAAUCGCUAUCCUGGCCCAGACAUGCUUCUUGUCUGUGUCAAUGGUCACAGGUACAAUGACAUCUACUUUGGCCAUCAGCUUGGUUACACCUCAGCAUUCAGAUGCACUGUGGGCGACACUGAGGGUAAGCCCGAUGGCCGUUGUCUGAUUCUGCCACCCCGCCGUGGCGACGGCAAAGGUCUUGAAAUCAUGCUGCAGUAUGACAAAAGCACGCUUAAGAGGCUUGAGGAUAACGUCGAGUUCGGUGAUUAUUUUGUACGGAGAAACUAA
Molecule: messenger RNA, 1497 nt
Organism: Penicillium bovifimosum
Lineage: Eukaryota; Fungi; Ascomycota; Eurotiomycetes; Eurotiales; Aspergillaceae
Exons: 2
Coding region: 1-1497 (498 amino acids)
Molecular function (GO): acyltransferase activity, transferring groups other than amino-acyl groups
Source: RefSeq, a predicted model, not a curated record